Molecule: messenger RNA, 957 nt
Organism: Camelus dromedarius (Arabian camel)
Lineage: Eukaryota; Metazoa; Chordata; Mammalia; Artiodactyla; Camelidae
Product: basic salivary proline-rich protein 4-like
Exons: 3
Coding region: 1-957 (318 amino acids)
Source: RefSeq, a predicted model, not a curated record
AUGCCGAACGGCAUCGCGCCCUGGGAGACCGCGCCGGCUGGCCGCCGGAGCAGCGGCGCUGGGAACCGCCGGCCGGGCCCCCCGGCCGGGCCCCCCGGCGCGGGGACAACGCGCUCGCGGCUCCGCCAGACCCGGCCGCAAGCAAGACACCAGUGGAAGCUCAGCCGGCGGGCGCCUGCCGCCCGCGUGCGCUGUGGGGAGCCACCUGGAUCUGAUGCGGGAAACGGGAGGUUGAGAGGGGAAAGGAGCUCAGGGCAAGUUCACGCCGGAAAAAGCCGGACCAGAGUUAGAGGACACGUGCGGUGGCGCUCGGGCGCGCGGCUCCCGCCACCUGCUCCUGACCGGUGCGUCCGAGGAGAGACCAAGGAGCUCCUCUACCUGCCAGGCAUGGCACUAAACCCUGGGGCUGCAGGCAGGAAGAAAAUGUGCGGGGACAGCGGCAGGAACCUGGAGGCCUUGUUCAGCCAGGACACCCCCGAGGGCCCUGGCGACCCGACCGCCCAGGUGGGAGAAGUGUCGGCGCUCAAGGUCGCUCCCGGCGGGUCCGCGUCCCGCGCGCCCCCACGCCGCUGGGCCGCGCGGGUGCGGCGGCGAGCGGCCGGGAGGCACCUGGAGCCGAGCACCGCGGCGCUUCCGUCGGAAAACCGCCCUCCGAGGGGCGAGCGGAGGCGCCACGGCCACGCGCGGGGCCGGCGUGGGGAGGCACCACCCGCGCGCCCCGCCGGGCGCGUGUCUUCGCGGCGCUCUCCCCGCCGCCUCCUCUCCGGGCAGUCCGCGGGCGGCGGCGGGGGGAGGAAACGGGCGGAAGGCGCGCGGCACGACGCGGCGGCGGUGGCCCGGCUCCCGUCAGGCCCGCCCUCGCCCGGCCCUCCGCGCCGCGCGCCUCCCUCGCCCCGCCCCCCGGCGCCUGGCGGCCAAUCGCAGAGCCGCGCACGUGACGAGCGCUGCCUGCGAUGA